GGCCGGGCCGGCGGCGGGGGGCUCCUUCCCGGGGCGCCGCGCGGCCGGCGGCAGCAUGAAGAAGAGCCAGACGGUGCAGGGCACCUUUAGCAAACUCUUCGGCAGGAAGCACGCCAACCCCGCGGGCACCUCCCUCUACGCCACCAACCCCCCCUGGAUCUUCACCCGGGAGGCCCCGGAGGAGGGGAGCCGCGAGCUGGGUGGGAUCUAUGCUGGAGACAAUCGGUUUGACUCCGUGAGUGAGUCAGGAACAGCCACACUGAAAGCUCGGCCCAGAGUCCGGCCCCUCCUGACCUUCCUUCCACUGAAUGCCCAGGAAAACCAUGGACUGGCUGUGCCCACCCCCUCUGUCCCAGGAGACUUUGCAGACAAAGAAUUGACAGGUACCAGCUCACUAGUCAACGGCAACCUCCGACUGUACAGCUCUGUGGGUGACCUAAGACCUGGGCAUUAUGGGCAGGACCCACUCAUCCCCCCACCGCCCCCAGGCCCAGCCCCGGGGCCACCCCCAGACACUUGGCAACCUCGAGAGGAGUCCCCACCACCUCCACCUCCACCUCCCAUGGCUCCCCCACCGCCUCCCCUGCUGCUGGAACCCCCACCCCCACCCAGCAUGGCCCCACCUCCGCCCCCAGUAUUAGGGGUCCCAGCCCCCCUCUCCACCCUUUCCUCCCCAUCCACACCUACCCCUCCGGACUUCAUUCCUCCUGCCCCACCCUUGGCCUCUGUAGCCCCACCCCCACCCCCUUUGCCAGCCCCAGCACCCCCAGCAUCUCCUCAUACAACAGGGACUCACCUCUUCCCCGCUGGGGGUGUCACCAAGUGGAAAUCGGAGGUAGCACUGAAUGGCAGGCUGACAGAGACCCCCCGAACCAGCCCCCCGCCGAGCCCAGCUGAGCCAAAGGGGAGCCUUCUGGGACCUAAGCCGGACUCCCACCUUACUUUCCCCCGCUCACUCAAAGUGCCUCCCCCAACCCCAGUCAGGACUUCAUCCAUCCCAGCUCAGGAAGCACAGGGAACUCCUCCAGAGGAAGAAGUGGCCACCAAGAAAGCCCCCAAUCGACUCCCACUGCCUCCCACCUUCCACAUCCGCCCCGCGUCCCAGGUCUACCCGAACAGGGCCCCUGAGCCAGACCACCCAGGGGAGCAGCAUGCUGCAGCCCCAGGCAGCCCCAGGCUGGGCCAGGCCCAGUCCUGGACGAAGGAACAUGCAGAGACUCCACCACCGGCCCCUCCCCUCCCACCUCCUGCACCCCCGCAACCUCCCCCAGCACCGCCACUGCCCCCAGCUGCCCCUCCUUUACCUUCUGCUCAGAAGGCAGCUCCUCUACCUUCUGGGUUCAUAAAAAGCCGCAAACCCAGCUCCCCUGCUCCCAAACCCAAACCUAACCCCCCCAGCCCAGAGGACACGGCCUCCUCAGCGCCUGUGGACUGGCGGGAUCCCAGCCAGAUGGAAAAGCUUCGGAGUGAGCUCGCGGCCUAUCUCUGUGGCUCCAGGAGGGAGGACCGACCCCUCAGUCACAAGGCAGGCCCAACAGCGGCCUUUCAGGAGAAGGAGGGCAAGAACGGCCCCAGCCUGCCAGAGAAGGAGGUUCCUCCAAGCCUGCCAGAGAAGGAGGUCCUCCCAAGCGCUCCUGAGAAGAGUCCCUGCAGCCUGCCAGAGAAGGGGGCUGCCACCAGCCUGACCCUCCCCCCCGUGGACUACAUCCCCCAAGACUCCCUGACUCCCAGUGUCCGGCAGAUCCGGAGUGAGCUGGAGGCCCGGCUCUCCUCAUCAGCAGAGAAGGAAGCCAAGCCCAGCAUCGGGUCUCUGCCUCCCAAACCUCGGCUGGAAGGGGGAAGAAUCUUUGAAAACAGGGGUGAUAAUGGGAAAUUCUCUAAGCCUGUGGCCAAGAAUUUGCCACCGCAAUCCACCACCCCUCUGCCAACCACACCACUUCAGUCCAAGGCCACACCUGGGCCAGCCUUACCACCCAAGCCCACGCCUGGACCAGCCGCACCACCCAAGCCCACGCCUGGACCAGCCGCACCACCCAAGGCCACGCCUGGGCCUGCCCUCCCAUCCGCAGCCACAGCGGUACCCACCACAUCAUCCCAGCUGAUAGAGAAGAACCUAGUCCCAGGUGGUCAGUGGGAGAAGCUGAAACCUCAAGAACUUACGGAGCCUCUCCAGAUAGAGGCAGGAGGGCACCCCACAGAGGCCAGUAAGCCUCCUAUGCUGGGAACCCACCCAUCUCCAGCCCUCCCACCAAAGAGAUCCCCUGGCGGAGAAGAGGUGACAUUUCUCUACAAGCUCCAUCGCAACCAGAGAAGCCCCAGAGAAGAGGCUGUUAUGGGGUUGGCACCGCCGGCCACAGGUUCAGCUGUAGGGUCGGGAGACCCUGCGGAGGUGAAGGAGCCCCAGCGGCAGCCAGCCAACACCCCCGCCUCAGCCCAGCCUGCAGAUGACGUCCUCAGACAUCCGGUGACCGGGGAGCUGGUGCAGCCAGGCUCCCCGAUGGCUCUGCUCCUCGCAGCCAGGCAGAGGGCGCAGAAGGGGCGGCCGGGAGGCCUUGCCCUGGGCCGGUCCGCCCUGCCAGGGAGCCUCCGUGACCACAGCAGCCAGCCCCAAGCAGGCUCGGACAGCAUCUUCCACACGGAGGGCCAGCCCAACUCUUUCACCGUGGUCCCCAAGCUACCCAAGGAGGCGGAGAAGGACCCCCAGCUGGCCGCCGGACUCAGUCAGUGGAAGCCGCAGCCCCGAGGAGCCCCCGAGGCCAGGGAGCCAAGCCUCAGGCACAACGCGACAAAGGCAGAGCCCCAGGCCCCCGCGGCCCGGGAGAGGCCGGCGUCCUCCAACCUGUCCCAGGGCCGCCUGCUGCCCAAAUCCUUCUCGUCCCCUCCUUCUCCUUCCUGCAAGAGGGACGACGACGACGACGACGACGAGGGCGGGGAGUUCCACUUUGAGGUCAUCCCGCCGCCGCCCGAGUUCAGCAACGACCCCGAGCCCCCGGCCCCGGCCCCGGCCCCGGCCCCCCCGCACCUGGGGCGCCGGGCGUCCCCUCCCCGGAACACCUUCGCGGCCGUGGAGCAGGCCUGGGCGCCUCGCGGCUUCUCGCGCCUCGCGGGGGGCCCGGAGCGCGGCCCGGGCGGGGGCGGGGGCGGGGGCGGGUCGCUCAUCAAGAAGCGCCUGUACGUGGGGGAGCCCCCCCGCAGCCCCGGACAGCCCCGCGGCGGCCCCGGCCGCAGCCUCAGCUCCCCCAGCUGCUUCGGGCCGCCCGGGGGCCCCGACCUGCGGCGCGUCCGCGCGCCCCCCGGAGGCCUGCACGCGCGGAGGCUGUCGGCGGAGGGCGCGGCCCGCGGCGAGGCCAAGUUCAAGGCGACCGGCGGCGGCGGAGGCGGAGGCGACUACCGGCUCGGGCCCGCGGCCGGCAGGUCUCCCCACGGCACCCCCCACUACGGAAGCCCCAUUAACACGUUCACCGUGAGGCCUGGGACCCGCCAUCCCAUCUCCUACGUGUACUCUGGGAACCACCGGAAACCCCCAUCCUGAGCCCAGGGUGGUGUUCUCAGCUCUACUCCGAGGGGGUCAGAUCUGGGCACUCGUUUUUUUUUUUUUUUUUUGUGGGGGUGGGAGGGAGGAGGCAGGUGUUAGGCACCCUGACUUAAACAUGGAGGAGUCUUUGUUACCCAAAUACAGGCAGAUGAUGAGUGAGAAACAGUGGAAAGGUCAAGAGUGGGCUUCUGUUUCCCAAAGCGCUGGUGUGGCUGUGGACUGUCUGCACGUUGGGAUGGGCCUGGGAAGGUGGGAGGAACUUUUAAGGGCCUGGAGCCUGAGUUUUCCCUACCUGGGACUGUUAACUUUAGCAAGACUUACUUAGAGCAGUUUUCUAAGCGUGGCCCACGGGCAAGUUCUAGAAGCAAGGGGCAGGGCUCUAACUGAAUGGGAAUCCAUCUCCAUGACUGUGAUUGUUGGUCUGGUGCCCCCAGAGGGCUGAGGCCCAGCUCCAUCUGGGUAGAGGUGCAGGGCACUAUAGAUUGAUCUCUUUAGCCAGCCCGCCAUUUGCCACCCCAAGAGGUGAUUCCUGGAGUCCCUAGCAUAGAAGCCAUAUUGAGAUGGGAUUAGGAAUGUUCACAUACAACAUGUGGAGAAGGUACUGGGACAGCGUUCUUUGCAUUGGCCAAGGGUGAGGUUGGGGGGCUGGGGGACUCAUUGGCUCUGGCCCUGAUUCUUAGCUACCUUAGCUGCCAGGAAGCCUAGGGAAAGAAGACUUGGCCAGUGUGGGAUUGGAAGACAGAGGAUAAAGCCUUGUUUUCCUUCUCAGAUCCAAGCAGCCAUGAUUUUGGGGAUUGGGUGCAACGAGCCAGAGGGUGUGGGGGCUUGAUACCAAAGGUCUAACAUAGCCAGAACCCAUUUGGGAUUUGGUGGUGGCAUCAAACCCAACCACCCUUCCCAAUCCCAACACUACAGGUCCCCAGUAUUAUUGAGGCUUUAAAAUGCAUAGUAGGGAUGUUUGAAGGCAGAGAGAGCUGGUGGAGAUGGGCACUGAGAUCCAAGGGGUGUUUGCUGCAAUGGGGAGUGCGUUUUGGGAAGUCUAGAGUGGGAGGACUGGGCUUGUUCAGAUCAGGGGAGACCAAUCAGUAGGAUGACCAUUUGUCCUUUGCCCAGGCAGUGUGGGUUCAUGCCUGUUUUCCAGUGACUUAGACCCCCAUCCACUUUCAAAAGAAGCCCUAGUUUGGAUGAUAUAUGUUCCCCACACAUACCAGGAGACAAUAGUCCUCUAUCUGUCUUCCCUGUCUUCGGGCUUUGAUGGGCCUAAUUCCUGGGACCAGGCUGAGGCAGGCUGCCUCGGUAAGGAGGAAGGGCAGGGAGGGGCCCACCUGAGGAGCAGGGUGGUAGGAGCAGCCAGGAAGCAGUGCCUUUUGGGGGCAAGAUGUUGAACCUUUAUGACUCGAGGUAACCAGCCACACACCGUACCAGGUUGUGGGGACAGCAGGUGAGCCAUUUCAGGGAAGGAGAGUGCUAAGUACCCUGAUGGGGCAGGAUCUGGUUACCUGUGUUCAAGAAGCGAACUCCACCCCAACACUAGCACUGGCCCUAUGUAUAUGUAUGUAUUUUCCCUGUACAAUGUUUUAUAAAAGAGUUCGCUAAUUUAUCUGCUAUAUAAGGUUCAAGAGGAGUGGGGUGUGGACUCCCAGCUGUAUAUAGCUCUGGAGGGAGGGGAAGGACUGGCUGUCACUUGGCUUGGAAAAUAAACAGGCCAGUUUGGACUGGCCUCAGCUCUGUGGCUGUGGA
Canis lupus familiaris (dog) is the source of this 5275-nucleotide messenger RNA. It is a transcript of the gene C12H6orf132, whose product is annotated as chromosome 12 C6orf132 homolog. The transcript is spliced from 5 exons. NCBI's taxonomy places the organism in Eukaryota, Metazoa, Chordata, Mammalia, Carnivora, Canidae. The record is from RefSeq and is a predicted model, not a curated record. The coding region runs from base 56 to 3532 and encodes 1158 amino acids.